CCACAGAUCAAUCCCACUGCACUCAAGUUCUUCACUUCCCUCCAAAUCAAUGGAUCCACAACACCACCACCACCACCAGCUCCACGUCGUCUUCCUCCCUUUCAUGGCUCAAGGCCACAUGAUCCCAAUCACAGACAUGGCGAGGCUCUUCGCCCGCCGCGGCGUCAAGUCAACGAUCAUCACCACUCCCCUCAACGCCCCUCUCUUCUCCGGCAAGAUCCGCCGCGACGCCCAAUCUGGUCUCCCAAUCGAAACCCACAUCAUCGAAUUCCCCUGUGCAGAGGCAGGGCUGCCGGAAGGUUGCGAGAACGUCAACGCCAUCAAGUCUCCCGAGCUCAUGAUCCCGUUCUUCAAGUCCAUGGCCGUCUUCCAGCGCCCAGUCGAGGAUCUCCUCCGAAAUUGGCGGCCGGAUUGCAUCGUCGCCGACGUCGUCUUCACCUGGGCUACAGAGACCGCCGGGAGACUCUGCAUCCCGAGGCUCUUCUUCAACGGAACAGGGGCGUUCGCCGUGUCUUUGCUUCACGCCCUCAAAUUCCACGAGCCGUACAAAGAGGUGGAAUCUGAUUCCGAACCUUUUCUUCUCCCUGGAUUGCCGCAUGAGAUUCAAUUGACCAAGUUGCAGCUCCCGCCUUUUUUGAAAGGCGAUGAAUCGGAUAGCGGGAUUAAGGAACUGCGAGAGAAAAUGGAGGAAUCGGAGGUCAACAGCUUUGGGGCUGUAGUGAAUAGCUUCCACGAGCUUGAGCCGGGGUACGCCGAGUACUACAGGAAGGUGAUGGGGAGAAAGGCAUGGUUGAUUGGUCCAUUGUCGCUCGGUAACAAGGACGGUACCAAGGAAAAAGCAGAGAGAGGAAAUGUUGCCUCCGCCGCCGGCAUCGAUGAACAUGACCAUUUGAGAUGGCUGGAUGGUAUGGAACCCAAUUCGGUGUUGUAUAUCUGCUUUGGGAGCAUAUCCAACAUGUCGAAUGCUCAGCUGUGUGAGAUCGCUGGUGCUCUGGAUUCAUCGGAGCAGAGGUUCAUCUGGGUUGUGAAGAAGGGGGAAUUGCUGCCGGAAGGGUUCGAGGAGAGGAUGAAUGGGAAAGGGAUUGUGAUCAAGGGAUGGGCGCCUCAGGUGCUGAUUCUCGAUCACACGGCGAUCGGAGGGUUCAUGACGCACUGCGGAUGGAACUCGACGCUCGAAGCUGUGGCUGCAGGGGUGCCGAUGGUGACAUGGCCGCUCCAGGCAGAGCAGUUUCUCAACGAGAAGUUGGUGACCGAUGUUCUGAAGAUCGGUGUUGGAGUUGGAGCUCAAGAAUGGUCGAGAGGUGAGAGGAAGAUCGUCGUGGGGAGGGAAGACAUAGAGAGGGCGAUGACUCGGGUGAUGGUCGGCCAGGAGGCGAAAGAACUGAGGGGCAGAGCUAGGAAGCUUCAGAAAAUGGCUGUCAUGGCAAAUGAAGAAGGAGGAUCUUCUAAUUCUGAUCUGAAAUCAUUGUUGGAGGAACUAACUUCUCUACUGGACAAGAAAUUGUGAUGGUCAUGGUUGAUAGGGAUGACAAUCGAGCAGAUUCCAUUAAUAUGAACCUGUAGCGAACUUUGAAAAGAAGAGAAUUAUUGUACGCUUAUGCAAAGAGAUGCACAAUACAAAUAUGAUGAAGAGCACAUCAAUAGUUUACAAUUCAAUAUCCAAGCCACAGACCAUCAAAAUUUCGAUUGAAUUGAAAAGAAACCAAGUUACAACCUCGAAGAUGGAAUUCGAAACUGUAUCCUAAACAAACUCAACACAGAACACAGGAACAUUGACAAGAUUAUCGUUCUCAAGAAGCUAACCAAGUAUUUGAUACUGACUGCAAGCUAACCAAGUAUUGCAUACUGACUGCCUUUUCGGAGAUCCUACAUCAUCUCGUCGUCAAGAAAUUUUCACCAUCAAGCCUCGGUUCUCUCGACGUCUUCAAGGAUAAGGGCCUUGGUUGGCUUUCCCAGAAGAUCGGUGUACUCUUGGAAAGGCGACUUGGUGAAGCGGGUGUCUUUCCAGAAAUCAGGGGUCAAGAAACCAUAAGUCUUCAGGAGGCAAUCAAAUGUAGCCUGUUGCAUCAAACAAAGAACAGACCGACCUCUGAUCAGUACGAGCAGUCCCCAGAAUCAGAAUUUACCACAAAAACAUAAAAGCAUUAUGAACCAAAUCAUUCUGCCUCCAACUGCAUACAUUGACAUCACUUCCCAUGUCAUAAGCAAUCAAACCAUCACAAACAA
Linum trigynum is the source of this 2226-nucleotide messenger RNA. NCBI's taxonomy places the organism in Eukaryota, Viridiplantae, Streptophyta, Magnoliopsida, Malpighiales, Linaceae. The record is from the annotation of a GenBank genome assembly.